This is a messenger RNA of Puccinia triticina, 852 nucleotides long. RefSeq lists its product as uncharacterized. The transcript has 8 exons. NCBI's taxonomy places the organism in Eukaryota, Fungi, Basidiomycota, Pucciniomycetes, Pucciniales, Pucciniaceae. Bases 1 to 852 code for a protein of 283 amino acids. Gene Ontology annotation, biological process: carbohydrate metabolic process. Gene Ontology annotation, molecular function: hydrolase activity, hydrolyzing O-glycosyl compounds. The record is from RefSeq and is a predicted model, not a curated record.
AUGGCAUCGCCAGACCCUAAUGGAUUUACAUGGGGCGCGGCUGAUGGAGUCUACGAUUUUGUUAGGAAAAACGACAAACUUCUGCGUAUACAUACUCUUUUUGGUCAAGGGCAAUACCCGCAAUGGGUCGACAGUCUUCAACCAGAUCAAUUGGAGGAUGCAAUGGCCAAGUUGAUUUGGAAUGUGAUCGCAAGGUAUAACGAACGGGCAAUAGCAAUUGAUGUUUGCAAUGAGAUCUUUAAUGAUCAAGAUGGCCACAUGCGAGAUAAUACCCCUUGGGUUCGAAAUACAAAUAAACACAAGGGAUUUGUUGAAUUUGUUUAUUGGCAUGCUAGACAGGCAAGCCUGACGUAUAACCAAAACCUGCUACUCUAUCUGAAUGAUUAUGGGAUUGAGGGUCCAGGACCAAAGGCCAAUGCAAUACUCAACAAAGCUACUUACCUCAAAGGCAGAAAUCUUCUAGAUGCUGUAGGAUUCCAAUGUCACUUUACUGUGGGCAAGCUUCCACAAGGGAUCGAGGAAAAUAUGAAACGUUUUACGGAUGCAGGUCUGAAGAUUGCUAUCACAGAGCUGGACAUUGCAAUUGAGAAUGUUGAUUCAAAUGGGGCAUAUCAAGCAGUUCUAGAACAACAAGCCAAGGAUUUCCAGCAUAUUUUUGACAUAUGUGAACGUUUGCAAGGGUGUGUAUCAGUGACAGUCUGGGGAGUCACUCCAAAGGACUCUUGGAUUGGCAAGAAUGGCGUCAGCAUGGGGUCUGGAAAAGCCUUACUGUUUGAUGAGAAUUACCAACCAACUCUUGCAUUGAAAAAACUUCCACAAAAGCUGUUCGAGAACAGUAGAAAUUCAAACUAG